AGAUGUCUGCGCAGUAGUCGGCGGUUACAUUAGGCCUCAUUUCUUUUGUGCAAGCAUGUCCUUCUUGGACCCCGACUUCCCAGCGGACGAACGCAGCAUUCACGAGGUCACACGUAAAGGAGUGACCUACAAGGGAACUGCUGUUAAUGAUGUUGUAGCCUGGCGGCGGCUGAAGGACCUCCAAUGCUUCCAGCUAGCCACGGAUGGGAAACAGCACGUGCAGCUGUUCCAGGACGGCAUCGAGGCGGCCGACAUCCAUCAGGGCCAGCUGGGCAACUGCGGCCUGCUGAGCGCGCUGGCGUGUCUGGCCACUCGGCCCGGCGGCGUGGAGGAGCUGUUCCUGACCCCCGAAUACAACGAGGAGGGCAGGUACCAGCUGAGGCUUUGGGACCGGGCCCGCAAGCAAUUCCGUGAGAUCACCGUCGACGACCGCAUCCCUGUGUGGAAGGACAGCGGACUGCCGUGCUUCGCCCGGCCCAACGGCAACGAGGCCUGGGUGCUGCUGCUGGAGAAGGCUGUGGCCAAGUGGGCUGGCGGCUACGACCAGCUGCGCGGCAGACACGCCUCCUGGUGGCUGCAGGCGCUGACGGGGCACUACACCUGCGUGUUUGCACUGGGGAGCAAGUACGGCCCGAACCGGGCGGCGGGAGACGACCGCACGGCCUGGAGAUGGAUGCGUCAGGAGCUGGGGGACAAGGUGGGCGCGCUGAGCUACCGCGAGGACGACCCCAACAAGUUCUUCAGCCAGGAGGAAAUGUUCAUGGCUGCGGAGUAUCACCUGUCCAUCGGCAACCUGGUCGCGGCCGCCUCCGAGGGGGCCUCCGACACCUGCCACCUGGAGGGGGUGGUGCGGAACCACGCAUACACCGUGCUGGCGGCACGCCUGGUGGCGGCGCGGGACCCCCAAGGCGGCGGGCAGGAGCGCGCUCUGAUGGUGGUGCAGGUUCGCAACCCGCACGGCUCGGGCGGCCGCGAGUGGACGGGGGACUGGAGUGACGCCAGCCCGCUGUGGGAGCAGCACCCAGAGGUGGCGGCGGCUCUGGGCUACGUCCCGCCCUCCGCCGCCGCCCCCGGCACUCCCACCGACGGCUGCUUCUGGAUGAGUUGGCCCGACUUCACCCGCCACUUUCACAACCUCAUCUUCUGCUGCGCAAAGGGAUUUGACUAUGUGGAUGAUGAUGCUGAUGAGGGCACGGGCUCCACACGCGUGUUCAAGGACUCAGCGUUCCCGCACGACCACACCUCUUUGGGUCCCGACUUCAAACUGGCGUUGGCGGCCGGUCGCUCCCUGGCCGGGCCAGAGCUAGACAGCUCGGGCUCUGUGGUGUGGCUGCGCCUUCGUGACCUGGCCGCCGAGGAGGCCUUCCGCCGCGGCGCCCGCGGGCUCAAGCUGUUCGCGGGCGGCGGCACCCACCCCGACGACAUCGACGGCGGCAGCGGCGGUCUGAUGGUGGCGGUGGCGUGCCUGGCCAACCGGCCGGGCGUGGUGGAGGAGCUGUUCCUGUCGGGCUCCGAGUACCGGCCGGAUGGGGAGUACCAGCUGCGGCUGUACGACCCGGCUGGACUCAUGGCGGCAGCGGCGGCGGCGGCGGCGGCAGUAACGCCAGGAUCACCGGCAGCGGCAGCGGCAGGGGCAGCGGCAGGGGCACAGGGAGUCAGUGGAGGCGCAGGGGCACAGCUGGUCACAUUCGACGACUGGAUUCCUUGCUUUGGCGCCGGCUUCGCGGCGGCCGGCCGGCCGAUUACCGGCACCCGCAUCCUGGGGGCGGAGGUGUGGGUGCUACUGCUGGAGAAGGCCGUGGCCAAGUUUGUGGGCUCCUACCGCAAGCUGCGCGACUGCCUGGUGCCGUGGGCGCUGGCGGCGCUGUCCGGGCAAUACACGUGCAUGCUCACGUGGCAGGCCGACAAGCAGAAGUGGCGGCGCGAGGAGCUGGUGUUCAAGCCGGGGGAGCCAGGCAGCUGCGGCCGCAAGUGGGCGGCGGGGGACGCGGCGCUGAUUGGCAGCGACCAGCUGUUUGGGACGUUCUCCACGCAGCUGCUGCUGGGGUGCGCCAUCGCCGCUGAGACAGACCGCGAGGACGUGGCCACGGACGCCACGGGUCUGGCCAAGGCCCGGUACUACAGCGUGCUUGAUGCUAGGGUGGUCCGGGCGGGCGACGCGGAGGUCAGGCUGGUCAAGCUGCGCGACCCGGCGCGCACGCACGAGUGGAAAGGCGACUGGAGCGAUACCAGCGCCCUGUGGGACUCACACCCCGAGGUGGCUGCGGAGCUGGAGUUCCAGCGGGAAGCGGCGGCGGUGGCGGCGGUGGCGGCGGCGGCGGCGGAGGGACCGGUGCGGAACGGCGGCAGCGGCCACGGCGGCGGCGGCGGCGGCGCUGCCUCUGCGGGGACUGGUGUUGUGGCGGCGCUGCCUGGGAGCUGGGGCUCGGUGCGGCGGGAUGGCGCCUUCUGGAUGCCUUGGCAGGAUUUUCUCACCCACUUCAGAAAGGUGGCGGCCUGCGGCAACAGCCUGCGAGGGGCGGCGCGGCCCUGGGAGGCCAGUGAGGAGGAGCUGCAGCGGGCGGCGAGGAAGCUGCAGCGGCUGAGGGCGGCGCUGCGCAAGCGCGCAGAGCAGGAGGCGCUGGAGGAGUCGCGGCAUCAGGAGGUGCGGCGCAAGGCGCUGGAGCGGCUGCAGCAGGCGGGCAAUGGCAGUAGCAACGGCAGCAGCAACGGCAGUAGCAACGGCCAUAGCAACGGCAGUAGCAAAGGAAGCGCCAACGGCAGCAGCAACGGCCAUAGCAACGGCCAUAGUAGCGGUGGCAAUAGCACUGACACCAGCAACGGCAGCGCUGCACACAAGCCGGCUGCAGUAGCAGCGCCGGUCGCGGCGGCGGCGGCGGCGGCGGCGCCGGCCACUACAGCGGCAUCGCCCGAGGGCACAGCCACGGGCAGUAGCGCCGCCGCCUCUGAUGCAACAAAUAAGACAGCCGCGGCUGCAGCGCCCGCAGCGCCCCCUGCUGCCCCGGCGGCGCCGCCCGCUACUGCCGCCACAGCCGCUGCUACUGCCGCCGCUGCAGUAGCAGCCAAGUCCGCAUCGGGUCCCGGGCUGAUGCCCCUGGUGGCGACGGCGGCGGCGGUGAUCAGCAGGGCGGCUGCGCCGGCCCCUCCUGGUGCUCCUGGCGCAGCCGCGGUGUCGGCCACUGGUGUGAAGGCGGCAGGGCAGGUGGGCAGUAGCGACGGCGGCGGCGGCGGUAGCGGCAGCGGCAGAGGCAGAGGCAGCGGCAUGAGCACAAGUGGCGUGGUUUUGGCGGCGAGUGCUGCAGCGGGCGUGGCGGUGGCGGCGGUGGCGGCGUGUGUGCUGGCGCUGGCUCGUCGGCGGUGAUGGACAGGGUUGUUCUGGGUUUGGCGGGAUGUGUUUAAGCAGCACACGAGCACUGAGGAAGUUAUGCUGUGCUGCCGUGUGUGUGUGUGUGUGUGUGUGUGUGUGUGUGUGUGUGUGUGUGUGUGUGUGUGUGUGUGUGUGUGUGUGUGUGUGUGUGUGUGUGUGUGUGUGUGUGUGUCGCAAACUCGUUAUGAGACAAGCACCUGCACGUGACCAUGGCUGGGCCGCAGGGGCCUGGCACCAAAGUUAUGAGCAA
This is a messenger RNA of Chlamydomonas reinhardtii, 3617 nucleotides long. RefSeq lists its product as uncharacterized. Gene Ontology annotation, biological process: proteolysis. Gene Ontology annotation, molecular function: calcium-dependent cysteine-type endopeptidase activity. The coding region runs from base 56 to 3361 and encodes 1101 amino acids. The transcript has 27 exons. Gene Ontology annotation, cellular component: cytoplasm. NCBI's taxonomy places the organism in Eukaryota, Viridiplantae, Chlorophyta, Chlorophyceae, Chlamydomonadales, Chlamydomonadaceae. The record is from RefSeq and is a predicted model, not a curated record.